Messenger RNA from Brassica napus (rape), 588 nucleotides. Its product is annotated as fasciclin-like arabinogalactan protein 1. The record is from RefSeq and is a predicted model, not a curated record. Gene Ontology annotation, biological process: shoot system development; root development. The transcript has a single exon. The coding region runs from base 1 to 588 and encodes 195 amino acids. NCBI's taxonomy places the organism in Eukaryota, Viridiplantae, Streptophyta, Magnoliopsida, Brassicales, Brassicaceae. Gene Ontology annotation, cellular component: plasma membrane.
AUGGCCGAGAAGAUGGGACAUGUAAUUAUCUCCUACAUUCUCCCUCUCCUCAUCCUCCUACCCGCCGGCGAAACCCACGCGCACGACGUCACGCGCCUCUUAGCAAAACACCCUUCUUUCUCGUCCUUCAACCAUUACCUAACCCGAACUCACCUCGCCGACGAAAUAAACCGGAGAACCCCCAUAACCGUCUGCGCCGUCGACAACGCCGCCAUGUACGCCUUAACCUCUAAAGGCUACACAGUCUCGACUCUCAGAAAAAUCCUCUCCCUCCACGUCCUCCUCGAAUACUUUGGCGCCAAGGAACUCCACCAGCUCCAAGGCGCCUCAGCUCUCGCCCCCACUCUCUUACUAGCCACCGGACCUUCUCCCGUAACCACCGAGUUCGUCAAUAUAGGCGUUGAGGUCGGGUCCGUGACCGGGUUCGUCAAUAUAACGGAUCUGAAAGGCGGCAAGGUCGGGUUCGGUAGCGAAGGCGGAGGUCUAAUUGAUUCCUCCUUCGUCACGUCCCUAGAAGAAGUUACUAACAAUAUCUCCAUUAUCCAGAUCAGUGGAAUCUUACUGUCGGAUGCUGCUUCGGCUCCGUGA